This is a messenger RNA of Colias croceus (clouded yellow), 1374 nucleotides long. Its product is annotated as zinc finger BED domain-containing protein 5-like. Bases 1 to 1374 code for a protein of 457 amino acids. Gene Ontology annotation, molecular function: protein dimerization activity. The record is from RefSeq and is a predicted model, not a curated record. The transcript is spliced from 2 exons. Lineage: Eukaryota; Metazoa; Arthropoda; Insecta; Lepidoptera; Pieridae.
AUGUUUAAAGAAGAGUUAUUAUUUUCUCAAGAACUUAAAACUACGUCGCAAGGUGCAGAUGUUAUGAAUGCAAUAAGCCAAUAUAUGGAGGAACAUGGACUUAUGUGGGAAAGGCUUGCCGGGUUUUGUACUGACGGUGCUCCUGCUAUGCUUGGUUCUCGCUCUGGUCUUGCAGCAUUGGUAAAAACCAAAAAUCCUUCCGCAAUUACGACGCACUGCGUUAUUCACCGUCAAGCAUUGGCUGCCAAAACGCUCCCGGAAUGUUUUACUAUAGCUCUGAAAACAGCUAUAAAAGUAGUUAACUUCAUUAAAAAGAGCGCACUCAAUACUCGUCUAUUCAAACAGUUAUGUUCUGACAUGAACUCUGAACACGAAACUCUGCUUUUCCACACAGAAGUUCGUUGGCUUUCAAAAGGAAACAUGCUGUCGAGGUUGUACGAACUAAGAGAGGAAGUACAAGUAUUCUUAACUAACAAGGAAAACAAAGAGUUGCUAGAUCAGUUCUGUGAGCCCGAAUAUAAAUUACGUUUUGCUUAUUUGGUCGACUUUUUUGCGCAAAUAAAUAAAUUGAACCUUCAAAUGCAAGGGUCCGGAAAUUUGAAGUUGCAAGGCAUGAGCAACAUAUUUGCAUAUGAAGAUAAAAUCAGGGCGUUUAUUGCUAAAAUCGAGCUAUGGAUCAAAAAGAUCGAAAGAAAAAUCUUUUCUGCAUUUGAUACGCUCAACCAAAUUAUUGACGGACAAGGUGCAGAUAUUAAAGAAGAAAUUCAGAAGAACGUGAUGCUCCAUUUGACUAAUUUAAAAAGUGAAUUCAAUCGCUAUUUUCCUGACUGCGAGGACAAAAGUAUUCAGAAAUUGAUCCGGAAUCCUUUCAUUGUCAACGUUUCUGAAGUUUCUGAUGAAAUUCAAGAAGAAGUGAUUGAAAUGCAACACGACACGAACUUAAAAGAUACAUUCGAAUCAGGAAUAAAUCUUGAAGAUUAUUGGAGCCAAAAAGCAAUUUCUUUUCCAAAGCUUCGAGACAUUGCUAUACGUUACCUAACAUUAUUUUCAUCGACGUAUCUAUGCGAGCAGGGGUUUUCGACGUUUCUGAUUAUUAAAAACAAGCAUCGAAAUCGGUUGGAUGCCACUGCCGAUAUGCGUUUAGCUUUGAGUAGUACUGAACCGAGAAUUCCGAAGUUAAGAACCACUGAAUUAGACAGUCGGAUUCCCCUUGUCCGUGCCAGUUCUGAGCUGACCGUUGAACGGCGGUCGUACAGAACCGCGCCGACGCCGGCGCCCCCUAGAGGACACGCAACGCACAACGCGGCCUUACGGCUAGGAAGAUCCGCGGAAGGCCGAAACGCGGGUCCGGAUUCAGCACGCGACACGCGCUAA